This is a messenger RNA of Micropterus dolomieu (smallmouth bass), 4077 nucleotides long. It is a transcript of the gene ctnna1, whose product is annotated as catenin (cadherin-associated protein), alpha 1. Gene Ontology annotation, biological process: cell-cell adhesion; cell migration. The record is from RefSeq and is a predicted model, not a curated record. NCBI's taxonomy places the organism in Eukaryota, Metazoa, Chordata, Actinopteri, Centrarchiformes, Centrarchidae. Gene Ontology annotation, cellular component: catenin complex; adherens junction; actin cytoskeleton. Gene Ontology annotation, molecular function: actin filament binding; cadherin binding; beta-catenin binding.
GUGACUCGAUGCGGCAGGCUUCUGGAGAAUUUGCAGAAGACCCCUGCUCAUCUGUGAAGAGGGGCAAUAUGGUUCGUGCUGCCAGAGCCCUCCUGUCUGCAGUCACACAUCUCUUGGUGCUGGCAGACAUGUCUGAUGUCUACAAACUUCUACUGCAACUUAAACUGGUGGAGGACAAUCUGGUGAAAGUGCGCAAUGCAGGAACAGAGCAGGACCUUGGAAUCCAGUAUAAGGCCUUGAAACCAGAAGUGGACAAGCUGAAUCUUAUGGCUGCCAAGAGACAGCAGGAGCUAAAAGACGUUCACCACAAGGACCAAAUGGCUGCUGCUCGCGGGGUGCUACAGAGGAACAUCCCCAUGCUGUACACAGCGUCCCGUGCCUGCCUGCAGCACCCUGACGUGGCGGCCUACAAGGCCAACCGUGACCUGAUCUACAAACAGCUGCAGCAUGCAGUGUCCGGCAUCUCCAACGCCGCCCAGGCCACUGCUACUGAAGACUCAGCACUCAGUCACCCAGCAGGGGGUGGAGAGCUCGCCUACGCCCUCAACAAUUUUGAUAAACAAAUCAUCGUGGACCCCCUGGCGUUUAGUGAGGAACGCUUCCGUCCUUCCCUGGAGGAGCGCCUUGAGAGCAUUAUCAGUGGUGCUGCCCUCAUGGCCGACUCUUCUUGCACACGUGAUGACCGCAGGGAGCGCAUUGUGGCCGAAUGCAAUUCUGUGCGCCAGGCUCUUCAGGACCUUCUGUCUGAGUAUAUGGGCAAUGCGGGAAGGAAGGACAGGAGUGAUGCUCUGAACACAGCCAUCGAUAGGAUGACAAAGAAGACCAGAGACCUUCGCAGACAGCUGCGUAAAGCUGUAAUGGACCAUGUUUCUGACUCUUUCCUGGAGACCAAUGUUCCCCUCCUGGUCCUGAUUGAAGCUGCCAAGAACGGCAACGAGAAAGAAGUAAAGGAGUAUGCCCAGGUGUUCCGUGAGCACGCCAACAAGCUGAUCGAGGUGGCCAAUCUGGCGUGCUCAAUCUCCAAUAAUGAAGAGGGAGUGAAGCUGGUCCGCAUGGCAGCAUCUCAACUGGAAAGUCUUUGCCCCCAGGUGAUUAAUGCAGCGUUAGCCCUUGCUGCCAAGCCCAACAGUAAGGUGGCCCAGGACAAUAUGGAUUUGUUCAAGGAUCAGUGGGAGAAGCAGGUCCGUGUCCUCACUGAUGCUGUUGAUGACAUAACAUCCAUUGACGACUUCCUUUGUGUGUCUGAGAACCACAUCCUGGAGGAUGUGAAUAAGUGUGUCAUUGCUCUCCAGGAGAAAGAUGUUGAUGGUUUGGAUCGCACUGCUGGUGCUAUUCGAGGCCGUGCUGCCAGAGUCGUCCACGUGGUCACUUCUGAAAUGGACAAUUACGAACCUGGAGUCUACACAGAGAAGGUCUUGGAGGCCACCAAGCUCCUCACUAACACAGUCAUGCCACGGUUCACAGAGCAAGUGGAGUCUGCGGUGGAGGCCUUGAGUGCAAACCCCUCCCAACCCGUGGAUGAGAAUGAGUUCAUUGACGCAUCUCGUCUGGUAUAUGAUGGCAUACGUGACAUUCGUAAGGCUGUCCUCAUGAUCAGAACUCCAGAAGAGCUGGACGACUCUGACUUUGAGACUGAAGACUUUGAUGUUCGCAGCAGGACCAGCGUGCAGACAGAGGAUGACCAGCUUAUUGCCGGCCAGAGUGCACGGGCUAUAAUGGCCCAGUUGCCCCAGGAGCAGAAGGCAAAGAUUGCUGAACAGGUGGCUAGCUUCCAGGAAGAGAAGAGCAAGCUGGAUGCUGAGGUGUCCAAGUGGGAUGACAGUGGCAAUGACAUCAUUGUGUUGGCUAAGCAGAUGUGCAUGAUCAUGAUGGAGAUGACAGACUUCACCAGGGGGAAAGGGCCACUGAAGAAUACGUCUGAUGUUAUCAGCGCUGCAAAGAAAAUUGCAGAGGCAGGAUCAAGAAUGGACAAGCUGGGCCGCACCAUUGCCGACAAUUGUCCCGACUCUACCUGUAAGCAGGACUUGCUCGCCUACCUACAGCGUAUUGCCUUGUAUUGCCACCAGCUCAACAUCUGCAGCAAAGUCAAGGCUGAGGUGCAGAACCUUGGAGGAGAGCUUGUUGUCUCUGGGUUGGACAGCGCCAUGUCCCUCAUUCAGGCCGCCAAGAACCUGAUGAACACAGUGGUAUCCACUGUCAAGGCCUCCUACGUUGCAUCCACAAAGUACCAGAAGAGCAAAGGCAUGGAGGCGCUCAACAUGCCAGCUAUCUCCUGGAGGAUGAAAGCUCCCGAGAAGAAGCCUCUGGUGAAGAGAGAGAAGCAGGAUGACGGCCAAACCAACAGAGUUAAGAGGUCGUCUCAAAAGAAGCAUAUCAACCCCGUGCAGGCUCUGAGCGAGUUUAAAGCCAUGGAUAGCAUCUAGACUCCCCUGUUCUUGAUUCCAGAGAAGACAAAAUAUUGACCAAUGAGUUUAUAUAUAGAUAGAGCUCGUCAUUCUAUCAGGGGAAAAAAAAGGUUUUAUAACAUAUGUCCCACCUUGCGUUGAUGGCUUGCCUGUUUGACCCAUUAUAUUCCUACACUGCCUAAUUUCUAUUCCAUGGAUUCAGAUUUGCUCUAGUCUAUAGCAUUAACUGUCUCUUUUCUGGAAAAUGCAGUUAGAGGGAAAUCAACUGGACAAAGGUUGUUGUUUUUUAAUUAGAUUCCAUUUUUUCCUUUCAAGUUUAUGUAAGGAAGAGAAGUGGAUUUCAUAGAUAUAAGAACCCAUGAUAAGAGGCUUGUGAUUAUGUUGUAUCUUAACCAGUUUUAUAGUAAUACUCUGGGGUCUCUGGUGUUUUCCACUAUACUGUUUGAUUAUGGCAAAAUACCUUCUGUACUGCAAAUAUCAACUAUGCAAAAUCUCAACUGCCUUGUUGUAACUUAAGCAAUAACUGUAGCUCAUUUGGAUGUGCUGGGCUAACUGGUAAGAUUUAAAAUAUGUUUUGGUUCCGCCUUAAGGAGCCAAAGUCUAUAUAUUUCCAUGUCUGCCUGCAUUUUUAUAACUUUAUACAUACUUUGUUAUGCCACUAUAAACAGUUCAAACUGAUCUUUAACACUGUUCUCAGUGCUGGAUGACUAUUUGUUCCCCCUUGUCUUUUUGUUUUUUAUAAUUUAAACAUCUCAAGUUUUAUUUUUGUGUUUUCUUUUUCAUAUUCACAUGAUGCAGCAAACCAAAGGUGACAUAUUCCUCCCAGCCUUGUGUUUUGCUGCAUUACUGGUACAAGUGCUUGAUCCUACACUUAAGGCACACAGAUCCACCCAGUUGAGUCAGACUUUGUAAAUAAGCCCCAACUCCUCAGAGUCUGGCAGAACCCAGUGGGCUAAACAAUGAACGGACCCCGUCGGUACUCUCCAAAGCCGACAAGCUUCAUUAACUGUCAAUGAGACCAAACACCUCCGCAAUUUGAGAAUGUGUCCAAAUCGAGGGAUCAAUAUGUUUUCUCUCCGCAGCUUAGAGGUAGGCGAGGAAAGGAGGGGAUUUCUCUGACUUUAAACUCUUGCUUAUUGUUUGUAUUUGUUAUCCUUAAGCCUGAACACUAAUCAAGAUUUUAUGUCAUGCACAGUCUUUAGAAAAACUAGAAACAAGUUGGCAGGUGGCAGGCUUUAAAAUUAAACUUUUUUUUUUAACUUCAGGUAACAACUGUGGGUUGUAGUUGCUCUGUGCAGCUUGUUUUCCAGUUGUACACAGUACUCUGCUACAUAGCGGUGCACUGAUGUACGGCGAGGCUUUGAAAUCCUGCUGCUUUGGUCUUGGGGCUGAAGCUUUGUUUUGCUCUUUUGACGUCUGUGAACUAUAGCAGGAUAGUUAUUUGACAGGUUGUUUUGUUUUUUUUUACUGUAGAACCAAGCAGUUCGAGAGUGUUUUUCCUCACAGUUUGUCUUUUGCUGUGUUUGAGUUUGAAUUUGAAUCUUGAGUGAUAUCAAAACUACUUUGCUGUGUUUUUUUUUUUUUUUUUUGUUAUUGAGAGCUGACUUAUUAGUGCACACGUUUCUUAUAUUCAUGUGCCUGCUUUAUAUCUUAAUAAAUAAUUCAAAUGAAA